Molecule: messenger RNA, 6013 nt
Organism: Osmerus eperlanus (European smelt)
Lineage: Eukaryota; Metazoa; Chordata; Actinopteri; Osmeriformes; Osmeridae
Gene: acvr2aa
Product: activin A receptor type 2Aa
Exons: 11
Coding region: 1151-2701 (516 amino acids)
Biological process (GO): activin receptor signaling pathway; protein phosphorylation; cellular response to growth factor stimulus
Cellular component (GO): plasma membrane; activin receptor complex
Molecular function (GO): activin binding; activin receptor activity; ATP binding
Source: RefSeq, a predicted model, not a curated record
UAGCAGCCAUCUUACGUACCGUCUGCACAAGGCGAGGGAAUGAGAUAUCCGCUGGAACAGUUUAAGGAAAAUCUAUUCCUUUUUUUCAAGGAUACUCGAUUAUACGACACCGUAACUGAAGAUAUUUGUGGCAAGUCAUUUUGCUGACGCAAUUGUUGAUUUUUAUCCACAUCUCCUGUUUGGGCGCGCUAGGAAACCGUCUCCAAACAAGCCCGUUCACUAGCAUGGAAGCUAGCUGGAAAGCGAUGGAUUCGUGGCUGCCAUCAUCAGCGUAGCUAUCUUCUAAGCCACACAACCCUAUCAGGGGGAUGGACUGUGGUGUAUGUUCACUGAGGGGCGCUAACUGUAGACUAUGAUUUUUUGAGGUGCAAUUUAUUUUGAACACGGUCAGAUGUGUGUGUCAUGGACAGCGUUUGAACAAUUGGAAUUCACACAACCUUCUGUCAGCUUCCCUUCAGAUUGAUCGCGCGUGAUUUGGGAAAAGUGGAAUGCUGAUUGCAUGAAACAAGCGAGUGGAAAUUUCAGCAUUCAAGCAACUCGGGUGUCCUGCAAAGUCUAAUUGCUAAAUGCAGGUAGAAAAUCGUAAUCAGUAAGCAAUGCCAAUAAUCAUGGACCUAUGCAAAUACGAGUAAUAGUAACGGUGAUGCUAUCAAUGUCCAGUCGGACGAGGCUUGUAUGUUGUUGAGUGACCUGGAUACAUCCACUCAAUACAUUGCAUAAGACAGUAAAGCAACUUCACCCGGCAGCCUUUGUACAUUUUUUAGGCCAUCCCGUAACUUUGAAUGAAUUAUGAAUAUGAGUAGGAUACUACGUUGCAUUGUGUGUAGGGAACCACAGAGUUAAAAAGUACACUAGGUAGCUGUUUAGCUACCAACUGGACAUCGGCAUUAUCUACAGUUUUUUUUAUUUUAUUUUUUACUUCUCUGGUGAUAUUUUGAAUCACAGACGUUUCAUUGCCACGAACUGAGUUCAACACGCCAAGAAUCGCAACGAGGAUGUUUUCAAAAGCUCCAUGUGGCUGGCUGAUCUCUCAAUCAGUCAUCUAAUGCUACUGCUAUAAAAAGGUACUCUUGAUAGGUUGGACUUUAAUCCCAGGGAAUCGUGGCUCCAGGAUUUAAUCUAAAUAAAGAGUUUUUGUAUUUGAUCGACAAUGGGAUCAGCAACAAAACUGGCAUUCGGCGUUUUUCUCAUCUCGUGUUCUUCAGGCGCCAUCUUGGGCCGGUCGGAGACCCAGGAGUGCGUCCACUACAGCUACAACCCCACGGACUCCGCCGACCUCCGCGGGAACCGCAGCGCCAUCGAGACGUGCCACGGCGAGAAGGACAAGCGGCGGCACUGCUUUGCCACCUGGCGCAACGUGUCGGGCGUGGUGGAGGUGGUCAAGCAGGGCUGCUGGCUGGACGACAUCAGCUGCUAUGACAGUGCUGAAUGUGUAGAGAAGAAAGAAGCUCCGGAGGUGUUCUUCUGCUGCUGUGAAGGCAACAUGUGCAAUGAGAAAUUCUUCUUCAACCCAGACAAACAAACAGUACCAACAACGUCUAACCCUGUCCCCCCUAAGCCAGCGAUGGUGACCACCCUCAUGUACUCCCUGGUUCCCAUCAUGGGGAUUACAGCCAUAAUCCUGUUCUCCUUCUGGAUGUACCGCCACCACAAGCUGGCGUACCCACCCGUGCUGGUGCCCACCCAGGACCCGGGACCCAUGCCUCCAUCCCCCAUCCUGGGGCAGAAACCGCUGCAGUUGCUGGAGAUUAAAGCCAGGGGGCGCUUUGGCUGCGUGUGGAAGGCUCAGCUGCUCAAUGACUAUGUGGCUGUGAAGAUCUUCCCCAUUCAGGACAAGCAGUCGUGGCAGAACGAGUAUGAGAUCUACAACCUGAGCGGCAUGAGGCACGAGAACCUGCUCCACUUCCUGGGCGCAGAGAAGAGGGGCUCCAACAUGGACAUCGAGCUGUGGCUGAUCACCACCUACCACGAGAAGGGGUCGCUUACUGACUAUCUGAAGGCCAACGUGGUGUCGUGGAGCGAGCUGUGUCACAUCGCCCAGACUCUGGCCCGAGGCCUGGCCUACCUCCACGAGGACAUCCCUGGGCUGAAGGAUGGACACAAGCCUGCCAUCGCUCACAGGGACAUCAAGAGCAAAAACAUUCUGCUGAAGACCAACCUGACGGCCUGCAUAGCUGACUUUGGCCUGGCCCUGAGGUUCGAGGCAGGGAAGUCAGCUGGAGACACUCAUGGACAGGUGGGCACCCGUAGGUACAUGGCUCCGGAGGUCCUGGAGGGGGCCAUCAACUUCCAGAGAGAUUCCUUCCUUAGGAUAGACAUGUAUGCUGUGGGCCUGGUGCUCUGGGAGCUGGCCUCACGCUGCAAGGCAGCUGACGGCCCUCUGGAUGAGUACAUGCUGCCCUUCGAGGAGGAGGUGGGCCAGCACCCGUCCCUGGAGGACAUGCAGGACGUGGUCGUCCACAAGAAGCUCAGGCCCACACUCAGGGAGUGCUGGCAGAAACACCCCGGUCUGACCAUGCUGUGUGAGACCAUAGAGGAGUGCUGGGAUCACGAGGCGGAGGCGCGCCUAUCGGCCGGCUGCGUGGAGGAGCGCGUCAUUCAGAUGCAGCGUCUCAACAAUGUCACCGCGCCUGAGGAGAUCGUCACGGUGGUCACCAUGGUCACCAACGUAGACUACCCCCCAAAGGAGUCCAGCCUAUGACUAGGCUGAGGACCAAUCAGAGCAGGGCUGACUGGGCUGAGGACCAGUCAGGGUGGGGCCGGUGGGCCGGACCCUGCAUGGGCUCAGCCAAUGAGCUACAGUGACUCUUACCUGUGCUCGUCUCUGAUUGUACACAAGUUGUCAGCCAAUCACGGAGAGGAUCUGGAUUCACAUGUGGGGAUUCCCGGUUUAGACUGCGUUGUGUGACGGUUAGCAACACGUGUGCCUGAAGACUGCCCCCCCCAUCCCCCUCCUCCCCCCCUUGGAUCCAGGAGGUGGGGGGAGAAACAAAGCCAGGAGAAAAGCAAUCAUCUAGACUUCUAUUUGGACACACUGGUGUCCAGGACCUUGACAAUGACUCAGUAAUUUUAAGGUUGACCCUUUGACUGAUAUCUUUCUCUCUCUUUUUUUCAUUUUUUUUUUUUUUCAUUUUUUAUUAAAGAUGAGGAAAAUUACUUCCUGGACUUCUUUUUUUGUUUUAGUUUUUUUUUAAGAAAAGCAGGCGUGGAUAGAGCCCACACAAACAGUUCACUUCAUUUCAGUAUAAAAAAGGGCAACUUGGUUUUUAAAAACACGAUUUGCUGUUUUUGUGUUUCUAUGAAUGACUAUUGUAAUGCCAAUAAGAAACAGCUUCUGAAUGUCUGUGUAUUGCUGCUGUAUAUAUAUCAAGAGAGAGUGUGUGAGAGGGAGAGAACAGCGUAAUCAAGGUUGUUUAUCCAGACCUGCACCGCAGCGUUUCUUCAGAAUUACCAUCAACCUCUCAACAAGGUAUACCUCAGUUUCACAUUCUACAAAUAGUGAGUUUCUAUGGCAACACUAAGACCACUGCAGAAUAUUCAGACGACCGUGUUUGGUAUUGAAGCAUUUUUAAGUGGGGGGGGUGGGAGGGGUGCGGGACUUUUAAGUAUGCCAACGUAAAAUGGCCAUUCAAAAACCAGUGUCUCUGCCUUGUAAGCUUCUGUGUUCCUAUGUUGCCCCUGCGAUUCAAAUGUGACUGUGAGCGUUGUUGUUUUACUGAAAAUGUUAGACCUUUUUUGAGAAGAAUAUCCCUGAAAAUAUGAAUAUCAGAGUUCAAAGAAAAUAAUAUUUUAAAGCCCUUGUUAGGUUUGCAGUGUCACACAUAAGCGCAUGCCUUCUGUUUGGUUUUCAUUCUGUCCUUUUUUUUUUAUUUUGUCCUUUGUAAGUUUUGAGCCUCUGUUUAUAAGUGACGCUGGUGUCGGUUGUGGAACCCCCCCCCCCCGAUGAUUAUGAUUUAUAUAUAAUUUUUUUCUGAUAUGGAGUUGCAAGUUCUACCUUCCCUCUGUGUUUUUUUCAGAUUAUAGUCUGCUACUUGUACCCAGUAUCACCAUAGCUCAGGAAACACAUCUCUAUCUAUGGUCCCCUCUGUCUGCAGGCUGUCACUUCCUCCUGCCAUUGUGUGGUGACGUCUCAGUGGAGGGUCGUAUGCAAACGUUAGGUCUCGAAAGCAGGCCAAGUUCUGCUCGAGCCUACUUGGUCUACUUCGCGAGGUAAAAGAUGGCAUUGCGAUGUAGAGGAGAGAACAUCAUGAGGUAGUGGAUAUCAUUGCGGCUGACGACAGGUUUUACAAUGUAGCCAUCAUGGAGUCGAACCUUGUCUGCCCUCUCUUUGUCACCCUGUCCGCCAUCAACAGACACGUUCCCUUCUUUGGAUAUACGCCCUAUUUUCAGAUGGCAAACACAUAAAUCUAAACUCAAAAGGCUAAUGGAAGCUUGUAGGUUGAUUGAAAUGACAAGGCGAGAAGCUCUGAGUAGCUUAAGCAUCUUAACACAGUGAUGUGUUCAGUAUUCUGGCUCGCCCUCUCUAGAGGGGAUGCUACACUGGUGGCUUCAGUCUGUGCUUCUGCCUCUUCACCAACAGAGACAUUCAGGGAUAUAACACUAUGUUUCUACUCAGCUAACUGUAUGCAAUCCAUGUUGGAGCAAACACUGGUUCGCCAUUGCCUCAACUGACAUUUCAGUGUAGCGUUUAUUUGUUUUGUUUUUAGCUAUAAAAAAAAAUCUGAUGUCUUGUUAAAAACCAGGAAAUCCUCUGGCCAUGGUAAAGUACAACACGUACGGUUGCCAACUCAAAGGUGCAAGAACGUAUGUUUUGAGAUUCAUAACGACUGCAACACAACCUUGUAGACUUCUGGUCUUUUUGAAGGGGCUGUCUAAUGUACAGUAGCAGCCUGAGCGCUUGGGGUCUCUCCUUUGCGUUACUGGUGUCCAUACUGUAGCAACAGAAACUCAGCCAGGCUGUGAAGGUCUGGACGAUGACUGUACAAGAGGCACAGCUAGCCAAGAUGACCACAACCAGUAGACUGUCUGACUGAUGCAACGGCUGCCAUUUUGACACUUCUCACCUGUAUUGCGUGUAGCACUGAUGCUGAGGGGGUCCUAGGUCAGAUCAGGCAUUCAUUUCCAAGUUCCACCCUUGCAGGAUGUUGUUUUAACAGCUGCUGUGCAGAUGGUCUGUGCCCUGAGAGAGGGAUGUUUCUGACCAAAACAGGCCCAGGUCUUUAGCAUGUGGAGCCAUGAGUUAUCUGUUCUUUCUGCUCCACGGUACUUCUAAGAGGCGCGUGUUAAAUCUAGCCUGCUUAUUUACCCCUUUAACAAAAAGCCAAACCCCCUUCAAUGACAAUAGCAGAUGACUGGAUGGAAGAUGCACAGUAUGUACAUAUGAAUGUUGUUUUAGAUUGUGAUCUUAGCAUGAGGUUGUUUUUUAUGGUCUCAAGACAUAAAAGAAAAAAAAAUCCUUUUAUAAUGUUAAUAUUUAAAAAGAAUGAUUUUAUGUUGUUUAUUUUAUAUAUAAUUGUAUUUUAAAAAUUGUUUUAAUAGUAAUUUAUGUCAAGGCCCAAACAACACUAAAAUUCCUCUUUGAAAGAGAAAGUCUUUACACUAGUCAAAACUCCCAGGAUCAGCUUAUGCGUUACCUCAGACAUCUCUGUUGGUGCUCAUUCUCACAAAAUUGGUCUGUGUUCCAGGCAAGUGAUCUCACAACGUCAUUACGACGCUGUGACCAUCACCUGUGAUAUAAGACCAGCAACGGGUUUUUCUUUUCAUUUUCACUCUAUGCUGACACAAUAUUUCAUCACAGUAGAACGUUUCCAUAAACUGAAGCGUGUUACACGUUUUGCGGAUAUAUUCAUUCAAGGCAUCUUACCACCCUAAUUAAAACCUGACACGUGUUCCUUUGUUUUGCAAGAAUUUAACAAACUGUUUCAGGGCUUGGUCGGAAGUGAUUGUUGAAUAUUGUACAGAAGAAAUUAUGUAUGCUAUUUCUCCCCCUAAAUAAAGUAUAGUGACUGCUGAA